CUCUCGAUCUCCUUGCUACUCGCUCCGGCCUUGCUGCUAAACUCAUCGAGCUCAAAAGCUCAUCAUCAAAGAGUUGUAGCCACACUAUAUCCAUUGCAGCCUUCUUCCAUUUCCUGAUCCGGUCAUCGUCGUCGCCGCCGGCUAUAGGCAUUGCUAGUAGUAGAUAUACCUACAUGGGCGGCGGGUCGCCGUGCGCGUCGUGCAAGCUGCUGCGGCGGCGGUGCACCAAGGACUGCAUCUUCGCGCCCUUCUUCCCCGCCGACGACCCCCACAAGUUCGCCAUCGUCCACAAGGUCUUCGGCGCCAGCAACGUCUCCAAGAUGCUCCAGGAGCUCCCCGUGCAGCAGCGCGGCGACGCGGUGAGCAGCCUGGUGUACGAGGCGAACGCGCGGAUGCGGGACCCGGUGUACGGCUGCGUGGGGGCCAUCUCCUUCCUGCAGAACCAGGUGUCGCAGCUGCAGAUGCAGCUCGCCGUCGCGCAGGCCGAGAUCCUCUGCAUCCAGAUGCAGCAGCGCCGCGACGGCGGCGGCCCCGAUGACGUCGACGUGGUACCCCCGUCGUCGCUGGUCGCUGCCGGCGGCGCCGGCGACCACCACGUGACGAUGGCGGCGAUGCAGCAGCACCAGGCGUCGAUGGUGGCCCCCGAGGACGUGGAUGCGUUCCUGAUGCAGAACGCCGGCGCCGGCGCCGGAGCCAUCCCGCCGCACCUGAUCGGCUACGGCGGCGCCGCGUCGGUGGGCGCCAUGGGGGAGCCCCUCAAGCGGGAAUCCCUGUGGACGUAGCCAACACACUUAUAAGUCAACUUUGCAUGUGCACGCAGCCCGUUGCUUCAGUGCGUGCUUCGCUUAAUUUUCUUGUAGGGCUAGCUUAGGUUAAUUAUUAGCUAGUAGGUAGUUAAUCUGUGACUUCUUGUUUCCUCCUCCUCUCUUCGACAUUUUAAUCCUGAUUUCUCUCUAAUU
Messenger RNA from Setaria italica (foxtail millet), 959 nucleotides. RefSeq names its product LOB domain-containing protein 12. Lineage: Eukaryota; Viridiplantae; Streptophyta; Magnoliopsida; Poales; Poaceae. The record is from RefSeq and is a predicted model, not a curated record. Bases 174 to 782 code for a protein of 202 amino acids. The transcript is spliced from 2 exons.